Arachis ipaensis is the source of this 405-nucleotide messenger RNA. RefSeq lists its product as uncharacterized. The record is from RefSeq and is a predicted model, not a curated record. NCBI's taxonomy places the organism in Eukaryota, Viridiplantae, Streptophyta, Magnoliopsida, Fabales, Fabaceae.
AUGACUCCGUUCUGGCUAGUCUAUAGAAAGGCUUAUCACCUUCUGGUAGAGGUGAAACACAAGGCUUAUUGGGCUGCGAAGGAAUGUAACUCAGAAUUGGGAGGAGUCGGAAUUGAAAGGAAAUUGCAACUGCAAGAAUUGGAGUGCAUUCGUCUUAAAGCUUAUGAAAACUCAAGGCUCUACAAAGAAAAGGUGAAAGUGGUACAUGACAAGAACAUCAAGAGGAGAAAGUUUAGAGUUGGGGAUCAAGUCCUUCUCUAUAACUCAAGGUUGCGAUUAUUGCCGGGCAAACUGAGGUCAAGGUGGGAUGGACCAUAUGUGGUAGAAAAGGUUGAACCGUAUGGAGUUGUCCACUUGAGUAACCCCUCAAGCCCUACCUUCUUCAAGUCAAUGGCCACGGUUUAA